Molecule: messenger RNA, 397 nt
Organism: Staurois parvus
Lineage: Eukaryota; Metazoa; Chordata; Amphibia; Anura; Ranidae
Source: the annotation of a GenBank genome assembly
CAACUGCCGGUUCUCGGCAGUACUUUCCUCACGAUCUGACAGCGUGAGGAAAGUGCAGCCGAGAACCGGCACUUGCAUUUCCCUGUGAUCAGCGUGUCAUUGGACACCGCUGAUCACGUGGUAAAAGGCCGAGCAGGGAUCGGCACCGAUCAUCAGGGCACUGAUGAUCAGUGCUCUGAUGAUCGGUGCCCAGCAGUGCCACCCACCAGUUCCGCCCACCAGUGCCCGGCAGUGCCACCCAGCAGUGCACCCACCUUUGCCCAGCAGUGCCACCUACCUGUGUCCAGACAUGCCACCUACCUGUGCCCAGCAGUGCCACCCACCUGUGCCCACCAGUACCACCCACCUGUGCCCACCAGUGCCCAUCAAUGCAGUGCUGCCAGUCAGUGCCCAACAG